Morchella importuna is the source of this 3414-nucleotide messenger RNA. RefSeq lists its product as uncharacterized. The record is from RefSeq and is a predicted model, not a curated record. Gene Ontology annotation, biological process: DNA integration. Gene Ontology annotation, molecular function: nucleic acid binding. NCBI's taxonomy places the organism in Eukaryota, Fungi, Ascomycota, Pezizomycetes, Pezizales, Morchellaceae. Bases 1 to 3414 code for a protein of 1137 amino acids. The transcript has a single exon.
AUGUGGGCUGAGCGUGAGGAGAGAGAGGCACAAGACGAGACGAUGCGGCUAGCGCAGGUUCACGAUCGCCGCCAGGUCAAGAAUCACCAGGGCGAAAUGUACGACCUGAUCAAUGAGGACGACCGCGUAUACGGCAUAAAUACGAUAGGGUACCCGACGAAAGAGAGGCCCGCGAGCUACCACAGGGAGGUAGACUCACACACGACCGAUGCGGAGAUAGAAGCGUGGUUUGAAGAAUGCCGCACUACAAUAGGCAAUGCCGCGGAAACCGAGGUCGAAAGAACAAGCGCUAAGAGGUUAAUCUACACCUGGCGUGACAUCUUCGGGGACGACUUGGGCAGUGUACCGGAAUGCCGAAUAGCUGUGCACUACAUCCCGACAUACCCUGGUUCAAUACCACACAAGGCGACUAACCCGCUCUACACGGCGGAGGAAAUGGCCUGGAUGCGGGAAAACCUGCCGAAGAUGUGCGAUUCGGGCAUACUGACGGUAUCGAAUUCGCAAUGGUCGAGCAAGCCCAAGUUUGUACGCCGGAAGAAUGGUAGUCUGAGGAUGGUCCAUGUCUUCUGUAGGCUGAACAAGGCGACUAUUAAGUUCAACACCCCGAUGAAAAGAAUUGAACCAAUAUUGCACAAUCUCAUGCAAAGUCGAUUCAAAUGCUACUGGCAGGCCGACGCGUCAGUAGGGUACUGGGGCGUACCCCUCGCAAGGGAGCACGCCUACAAAACUGCGUUUAACACCCCGCUGGGUCAGUUUUGUUAUCUGCGCAUGGGCAUGGGACUAUCGGGUGCAGCGCAUACAUACGCAAGAAUGAAAGACAUCCUAACGGGGCCGAUACCAUCCCCGCUCGCUGAGGCGGCGAUCUCGGGCUCGGGGGAUGACUCCGCAUUCGAAUACUUCAUGGACGACGACUACGGUGCCCAUACGUCAUUCGAUAGUCAGUACCGUUUUCUCCAUGAGAAAUACUUCCCCCGCAUCGCCUGGUCGGGGUUGAAGCUCAACCCUGCGAAGAGCCACUUCUGGUCGAGGAACCUUAAACUAUUGGGGUUUGCGGGCAGCGGAGAAGGCGGACUCCGCCCGUCGAUCGAUAAGGUGGCGGCAAUAAGGGACUAUCCAGUCCCAAGCGAUGUGGCUGCGCUUGAGCGCUUCUUGCACAUCAGCACGUACCUGAGGCAGUGGGUACCGGGAAGAUCUGAUCACGCAAAGAUUCUAAAGACGGCAAUACUGUGCAAUAUCAAUAGCAUAGGCGCGCGCAGAGAUUUAGUGCUGCAUUGGAAGCCGGAGCACGAGGCGUCAUUCAAACACAUCAAGGAGUGCAUCGUCAACAACGUCGUUUGGGGAGGCGACCCCACCAUGCAGUACCACCUUUCCACAGACGCAUCAAACCUAGGCAUAGGCGCGGUGCUGUUUCAGCUGGAAGGCGCACCUCCAGGCACCAUCGCGGGUCCUCGGCACAGGGAAAGCGAGCGAAUCGUCCUCUUCAUUUCCAAAGCAUUCGCGCCUGCGGAAACGCGCUACCACACCACGGAGCGUGAAGCGCUUGCGGUAGUGAGGGCGCUAAGCGAGGUACGCUGGUUGGUUUUGGGGUCGCCAUACCCUAUAAAGGUGUACACGGACCACCAAGCGCUUCUGUCGGUUCUGAAAGGUGACGAGGCAAAAGGACGCAUAGCGCGGUGGCAAAUGCAGCUGGCAGAAUAUGAUAUGGAGAUCUAUCACGUGCCGGGAUCGCAAAAUGUGAUAGCGGACGGGAUGUCGAGGCUUAGCACGAGGCGGGGAGACGGAGAGGUAGGGGUAGAGGUGGCGGUGGUGGAUAUAGAAGGGUGGAAGGACUGGUUGGAAGAUGAUUGGUAUGGCGUGAUGGUAGAGUACAAGCUGACGGGGAUGUUGCCGGCGGGUAAGAUCGCGGGUAAGGCGGGGAAGGAAGGAAACGAGCUGUCAGAAACGGAUAAAGCGAGGUGGUUGCGAAGGCUGAAACACCAAUCGGCGCGUUUUGUGAUAGUCGAUCCCGAAUCGCCGGGCCGACCGCACGGACUCCUAUACCGAGAGAAGAACGGAGAAUUGGCAAUCUGCAUCAGAAAAAGGAACAUCAAGGAAAUCCUAUGCUGGGCGCAUGACGUACAUGGACACUUUGCGGAAUCAAUCACGCUGAAGAAGCUAAUCGGCAAAUAUUACUGGCCGACACGCCACCGCGAUACCUCAUACUACUGCCGAUCUUGCGAUUCAUGUCAGCGGGUAGGCCCGUUGAAACCUUCGCAAGCGCUGCUACCCAUAUUCCAGUUGCAGCCAAUGGACUUGUGGGGCAUGGACUUCAUCGGGCCGAUCGCUCCGAUAUCAAGAUCGGGUAACAGAUACAUCUUGAUCGUCGUCGAUUACUUUACCCGCUACCUCUUCACAAGCGCGGUAGCGAGAGCGGAUAGCGCGGCAGUCGUAGCGCUAAUCUCGGAAAUCGGAAAGUACAUCGGAUGGCCGCGCGCCAUAUACAACGACAAUGGCUCGCACUUCAUAAACGCGAGCGUCAAACAACUACUAGAUGGACGAGGGGUCAAACAAUUCCCGGCGCCUAAGUCGCACCCCCAAUCAGUGGGCCUGGCUGAGCGCUAUGUACAGCUGGUAGUAGUGGGGCUACGCACUCUAAUGGCGACCUCAAUCGCCAAUCGAUACGUCUGGGACGAGAUGUUACCCGGGGUAACCCAUGCCAUAAACACGCGCGUGAUACGCGCACAUGGAUAUACCCCUAGCCAACUUCUCUUUGGGUUUAACCUCCGGAGGAGCCGCCUAGACGCCACGCCGAGGGAUCAACUAGCCUCUGCGGUAAUAUCGGAAGCGAUAGUCGAGAUAGUCGAGCGGUACACUGACAGCGUGGGUGAAGAUGCUGCACCUGCUAGUGCUAGCGUUGAAGAACCAACGGAGCUAUGGGCAUACCACCAAAGACUAUCAAAGUUGGAGGAGAUACGGGAGGCCGUAAGAACCAAAACCCUGGAGAAGUGCUCGCAAAAGCAAAGAAAAGCGAGAUGGAAGGCGCCUCAGGUGGGAGACCUCGUUUUGCUCCGCAGGUUCGAGAUCGACAGGCAGCACGGCCGCAAGUUUGAAGCCAAAUGGGAAGGCCCGUACAAGCUCGACAAAAUAUCGUGGCAUGGAAGGACCGGAAGGGUAUUCGACCUAAUCACCGGCGAGGAAGCAAGGGUCAAGAAGACGGGGCUUCACGAGAGGGUGCACCUCGACGACUUGAAGAUAUUCGUCCCUCGAGAAGAUCAAUGGCUGGGAUUCGAGGAGGAUAGGCAAGAGCGGGGGAACUUGAGGUUCGUGGGACUGUGUGAGGCAUUGGGGAAGGACGAAGAGGAAGGAGUUAGAGAAUGGGGCAGUAGGACGGUGAUAUUCCCUGGCGGGGAGGAUAGGGUGGCAGAGGAGGAGUAG